UCCAAGAUCUUCGAUAAAGAACCAAACUACAGUGUGCAUAUCAACAUACAUCAACCAGCAUGUAUGAAUCUCAGAGCACCUCCUUCGUCAUUGCCGCCAUCGUGUUCUUCUUCCUUUCGGCGACGAGAGGGGAGAUGCCCAUUCAGCACCUGACACGUGAUGAGCUCGUGCAAUUUGCUGGCUAUGGAGAGGAGAAGCUAUCCUCGGUGCUGGUGAUGGGCACGCUCGUCUGUGAGGCCUGCCCCAAAUCAGGAUCCGAGCUCCAUACGUCUCAUAUAGCAGGUGCCAAAAUGGCGGUAUCAUGCAAAACAGAAGGCAAGAGAAACAACAAGAGGGCUAACUGGGCCUACGCAACAACCGACGACUACGGAGAGUUCAUGAUCGACCUCCCUUCCCACCUCCACGCCAUCCCUCGUAUUGAGGACUCCUGCGUUGUCAGAAUUCUCGGAGUUCCGAGGAAAUCUCGAUGCCACCGUCGAGGCCUUCGCACGAUCCCUCGGAGAAUUCGGCUGUCAUCCAUCGGAAACAGCAUUAGGGUUUACAGUACGGGGACAGUGAAGUUGAACGACAGGUCCUGGAAAGCAUAAUGUGAAUGAAUAAUGAGUUGUGUAUUGUGUUACGGUGGAGUUUAUUGUAUUAAUUAGUCUGCUCCCUGUGAUGCUGACCUUGUAUUAAUGAAAUCUUUACUAUAUUCGUGAUAAAAUGGUGUGUAACAGGUAUAAAAAUUAAUUUAGAUCU
This is a messenger RNA of Asparagus officinalis (garden asparagus), 738 nucleotides long. RefSeq lists its product as uncharacterized. The coding region runs from base 60 to 587 and encodes 175 amino acids. Lineage: Eukaryota; Viridiplantae; Streptophyta; Magnoliopsida; Asparagales; Asparagaceae. The record is from RefSeq and is a predicted model, not a curated record. The transcript is spliced from 2 exons.